AUGUCGUCUGGCGUUGUGCGCUCUACCGCCCUCAGGGCCGGCGGCGCCUGUGUGCGCUGUCGCAAAGGCAAGACCAAGUGCGUCUACGAGAAUGGUCGCGCGCCGUGCAAGAACUGCGCCAAGGGCAUGCACGACUGCUAUCUGCCCUCAGAGAGCAUGGCCCACCACCACGGUCAAAGUCCUGCGCGACACGCCAACCCCCAUCGUCCCCCUCGCGACAGUCUCCCGGCCUCCGGGCCCGGCGGUGCAGCUGAAGCGCGACAGGCCGUCGUUGGCUCCAGCGCGGCUCGCCAUGUCCAGGCAAGCUCUGACAAACUGACGCCUGAGCUCAUCGCCGAGUGCGAGCGUGUUGUGUCCAAGACCUUCCCGGCAUGCGUCGCGUUCCACAAGCCAUCAUUUGUUCAGCAACUCAAGAGUGCUUCCUUGGACGCUGCUCUUGUUUACGGUCUGUUGACCUGUGCAGCCCGGAGUUCGCCAAGCCUAAUCCGCCGCUAUGGAGGUCCGACUGCGGCUGCCGAGACCUUUGCCGCCAAGGCCAUGACACUCAUCAACCAGAAUCUCGACCAUCCUAACCUCGUUGACAUCCAGGCCCUGUGCCUGCUCAUUAUUCACGAAUGGGGCUCUCGCAAUGCUGUUCGCGCCUAUAUCUACCUGGGCCAGGCUGCCCGCAUGAUUCAGAUGUACCGCAUCCUGAACAGCCACCACCCGUCCCCCGAUGCCGACCAAUUCCUCCGUGACGAGUCUCUGCGACGCACUAUCUGGCUCAUCUACAUCCUCGACUGCCUCCUGACGAGCACCCCUGGACGUUUCCCCGCGCUCUCUGCGCACGAUACCGCGGAUGUGUCGCUGCCUUGCUCCGACAUUAACUUCGCCUUCGGCAAUGCUGUGUUCGUCAAGACUCUGCGCCAGCAGCUUGACCCAACUGCCAUGCCUCCUGGCCAGGCUUCCUCCGAGAUUGGCGAAUUCGGUUACAUCGUCCUGGCCUCGACCAUCUGGCGUGAUGUCGUUGCCAUGCUUACCACGACUACACUUGCCAGCUUCCGUGAGGAAGAUUGUGCCGAUCUGAUUGCUAAGAUCGAGGGCCUGCGAGCCUCUUUGCCGAUGCAGUUCAUCGAUAAGCCAGGCCAGAUUAACCUGCACAUGACAAUGGGCUCGGGAUACACCUUUGCCAUGCUGCACUGCCUUCUCCACUGUGCAACCAUCUUUGUGCACCGUCGGCGUCUGCUGCAGGAAGUGACUGCUGCCAACUUUAACCUGGAGUCGUUCCGCCUGAACCCCCGAUGCCACGAUAUUAUCGAUCGUCUCUUCACCUCGUGCCACGGCACCAUCUCUCUACUGACCGCCGUUGAGGCUGGCUCCGAGAAGGACCACAUCCCGUGCUUCCCCAUCUUCAUGCUCUUCUCGGCCUUCACCGCCAGUGCCACAGUUGCCUAUCUGUCUCUGAAGGGUCUCACACCACCCAAUGCUGUCGAGACCGCAGCCCACAUUGUGAAGGAUGGUCUGCGCUUCAUGAGCGACGGCACUGAGAACUGGCCGCUUAUGGGCAGCUGGCUGCGACACCUUACCGUCAUGCAGCGUGUCCUGAACAACGACGCCGCCGCUGCUUCCGGCUCAUUGCGUCAUGGCUCGACCUCCCACGCUGCGGCGGGCAUCAAGGACGAGAUUUCCUCCAACGCUGAUACGAACCCGGAUGCUAUGGACUACGAUCAACAGACGAACGCUGGUGGAAGUGUGUCGGGCCAGGUCAAUGCCAACCGAUCCGUCUCUGAGUCGGUGCGCGGUGACAGCGAGCCCCCUGUCGCCAUCGCUAGACGACCUGGAGUCACCACCAUCAAUGGUGGCUCUGGUGGAGUGUCUACUCCCACUACGGUCUCGCCCCCCCCGGGGAGCGCCCCUCACGGGGUGGUGCACGAUAUCAAGCAGUCAAGCCCCGAAAUGGCCAACGGCAUAGUGGCCACCCAGGACGGGCAGACUACAAGCCAGGACAUGACGGCACCUGAGCUGUGCCAGGCCUUUGAGAGACAGCUCCUUGACCUCGACGACCUUGCCGCCUUCAUGGGUGGCGGCGUCUAG
Molecule: messenger RNA, 2073 nt
Organism: Fusarium keratoplasticum
Lineage: Eukaryota; Fungi; Ascomycota; Sordariomycetes; Hypocreales; Nectriaceae
Product: Zn(2)-C6 fungal-type domain-containing protein
Exons: 3
Coding region: 1-2073 (690 amino acids)
Biological process (GO): regulation of DNA-templated transcription; DNA-templated transcription
Cellular component (GO): nucleus
Molecular function (GO): zinc ion binding; DNA-binding transcription factor activity, RNA polymerase II-specific; DNA binding
Source: RefSeq, a predicted model, not a curated record